Penicillium canescens is the source of this 889-nucleotide messenger RNA. Its product is annotated as proteasome maturation protein. The coding region runs from base 96 to 614 and encodes 172 amino acids. The transcript has 3 exons. Lineage: Eukaryota; Fungi; Ascomycota; Eurotiomycetes; Eurotiales; Aspergillaceae. The record is from RefSeq and is a predicted model, not a curated record. Gene Ontology annotation, biological process: proteasome assembly. Gene Ontology annotation, cellular component: nucleus; cytoplasm.
UUUUUUCUCUAAACGAGCUUUGAUCAUUUUCUCAGACCUUUCAAUUUGCGAUCUGUGCUCUUAUUUUGAAGAACUACCCUUCUCUACCCGCCAUCAUGUCUCUCCGCAUCGCUCCCCCAAGCGGCAACCCAUCCCAAACCAGCAACCUCACAACCCGCCAAGCGGGCUCGAUCACCGCCGCAAGACCCUCCAAGGGCGCCCCCUCAGCCCCCGGUCUCCCAGACACACUCCGCAACAAGCUCACGCUCCCAGCAACAGCACACGCCUCCUCGACAAACGCUAGCGGCGACAUCCCCUCAUCGACACACCCGCUCGAAGCCCGCCUGCUGGCGUGGCGCGCCACCCAGGACGCAAUGAAGAUGGAAGGUCUGCGUCGGGCGUAUGGAAUCGCCGAGCCCGUCCGCCGUGGUAUGGAGCUGAAGAUCGUGCGUGAUGGUACUUUCCGGCCUGCUGUGCUUGGUGGUGUUCGUGGGGGUAAUGUUCAUGAGGAUAUUCUCAUGCUUGGGGGUCGGGAUACAGAGGUUCAGUGGGAGGAUAUUUAUCAGGGUGAUGACCUCCGUGAGCCGCCUACCUUCCAUGAUGAGAUGGAGAAGAGGCUGAAGAUGGAUUUCUAAAUGAGCUUUUGAUGAAUGGUGUUCUUUAUGUUUCUGCGCUUUUUCUCGGUCGACUGUUCUACUAGUCUCUUCCUCAUGUCCCUCGUCAUACUCCUAUCUUAUUCCCGAAUAGAGUGCUAGAUGUUUGGAUUGAUGCAUUGUCGGUCGGCUAUACCUGUCUGUUCUUGGAUCAGGCACGGCAACGCUGUCAAUGCAUCGACUCCAUGGUCUAUUUCUACUAAGCCGUGAACACCCAAUUUAUCUAAGAAAUACACAUAUCACGACCAAUUACGGAG